AGCUUCCGUGCCCCCUCGGCUCUGAAACUUGGAGGAGGGUAGGGGUCCAGCAUGAAGCCCCCGGACCGCCCCGCCCCUGGCCGCACGGACCGGAUGCUGGAGGUCAUGGGGGGCAUGCUGCGAGCAUGUGCCCUACCCGGGCCGGAGGGGCCCCCGAAGAGAAGCCCCCUAGGGCCGGGGGAUACCGAUCCAGAGUCUAAUUGUAAAGAGGGGGAUGUGAGAGGUGAGCGCGGACGUGAGGUCCCCGCCUGGGCUCCGCUGCCCGAAUCCUAUUCCAUUGCUGGCAGUGAGGGGAGCAUCUCGGCUUCAGCUGCCUCUGGUCUGGCUGCCCCCUCUGGCCCCAGCUCUGGCCUCAGCUCUGGUCCCUGUUCCCCGGGCCCCCCAGGGCCAGUCAGUGGCCUGAGAAGAUGGUUGGAUCAUUCCAAACAUUGUUUCAGUGUGGAAACUGAGGCGGACAGCGGCCGGGCUGGACCGUAUGAGAACUGGAUGCUGGAACCAGCUCUAGCUUCAGGAGAGGAGCUGCCAGAACUGACCUUGCUGACCACAUUGUUGGGGGGCCCUGGGGAUAAGACGCAGCCACCUGAAGAGGAGACUUUGUCCCAAGCUCCUGAGAGUGAGGAAGAACAGAAGAAGAAGGCUCUGGAAAGGAGUAUGUAUGUCCUGAGUGAGCUGGUAGAGACAGAGAAAAUGUACGUGGACGACUUGGGGCAGAUUGUGGAGGGUUACAUGGCCACCAUGGCUGCUCAGGGGGUCCCCGAGAGCCUUCGGGGCCGUGACAGGAUUGUGUUUGGGAACAUCCAGCAAAUCUACGAGUGGCAUCGAGACUAUUUCCUGCAGGAGUUACAGCAGUGUUUGAAGGACCCUGAUUGGCUGGCUCAGCUAUUCAUCAAACAUGAGCGCCGGCUGCAUAUGUACGUGGUGUACUGUCAGAAUAAGCCCAAGUCAGAGCAUGUGGUGUCAGAAUUUGGGGACAGCUACUUUGAGGAGCUCCGGCAGCAGCUGGGGCACCGCCUGCAGCUCAAUGACCUCCUCAUCAAGCCAGUGCAGAGGAUCAUGAAGUACCAGCUGCUGCUCAAGGAUUUUCUCAAGUAUUAUAGCAGAGCUGGGAUGGAUACUGAAGAGCUAGAGCAAGCCGUGGAGGUCAUGUGCUUCGUACCCAAGCGCUGCAAUGACAUGAUGACCCUGGGGAGACUGCGGGGGUUUGAGGGCAAACUGACUGCUCAGGGGAAGCUCUUGGGCCAGGACACAUUCUGGGUCACAGAACCCGAGGCUGGGGGUCUGCUCUCUUCCCGGGGUCGAGAGAGGCGCGUCUUCCUCUUUGAGCAAAUCGUCAUCUUCAGUGAGGCCCUGGGAGGAGGAGUGCGAGGUGGAACGCAGCCUGGAUAUGUGUACAAGAGCAGCAUCAAGGUGAGCUGCCUGGGACUGGAGGGGAACCUCCAAGGUGACCCUUGCCGCUUUGCACUGACCUCCAGAGGGCCAGAGGGUGGGAUCCAGCGCUAUAUCCUGCAGACUGCAGACCCUGCGGUCAGUCAGGCCUGGAUCAAGCAAGUGGCUCAGAUCCUGGAAAGCCAGCGGGACUUUCUCAACGCAUUGCAGUCACCCAUUGAGUACCAGAGACGGGAGAGUCAGACCAACAGCCUGGGGCGGCCAGGAGGCCCUUGGGCGGGGAGCCCUGGGAGAAUUCGGCCUGGAGACCGGGCUCAGGCUCUCAGUGACAUCCCUCAGGCUCCUCAGGACUCUCCUCCAGUGCCACCAAUUCCAAACACCCCUCCCUGCCAAGCCAGACUUGCCAAGCUGGAUGAAGAUGAGCUGUAACUGGGAAAGGCCAUAGGGGUGGUGCUGACUGAGCCACCCUGUUUCCCCAGGAACUUAAGGGCAACCCUUCUGGCAUGGCCCCAGAAUUCCUCCCUCUUGGUUGUCUGGAGGGUGGGCAAGGCUGGGAGAGGUGUCAACUGGGAGGAGGGUACCUAGACUUAAAAGGACUUCUUUCUGCCCAAGGAAUACAGGUUCCUUCAGUUCCCACCCCUUUGCAUGCAUCACAGGUCCCCUCAAAAGAUACAUAUGUGGGUGGGUGGGAGGGCUGGGGCAAGGGCCAGAUAGAAAUUAUUGGUUUUGUUUUUGAUUUUGUUUUUUCUGUUUUCUGAGAAUAAAGGUUUUGUUAUAUC
Camelus dromedarius (Arabian camel) is the source of this 2165-nucleotide messenger RNA. RefSeq names its product Rho guanine nucleotide exchange factor 25 (gene ARHGEF25). Bases 52 to 1815 code for a protein of 587 amino acids. Gene Ontology annotation, cellular component: cytoplasm; extrinsic component of membrane; plasma membrane. Gene Ontology annotation, biological process: axon guidance. The record is from RefSeq and is a predicted model, not a curated record. The transcript has 16 exons. Gene Ontology annotation, molecular function: guanyl-nucleotide exchange factor activity. NCBI's taxonomy places the organism in Eukaryota, Metazoa, Chordata, Mammalia, Artiodactyla, Camelidae.